GAUGGAUACUCGAGGCCUGCUGCUUGUCCCCCUCACCAGCAGGUGGUGCUGUCACUAGAGCACUGACAGGUGCAUGCGAAUUUUGAUCAUUAGACCACAGGGGAUUUGCCGAAAUGGACCAAGAGGAUGACAGUGAAGUUCUGAGAUCAGCAAGGCACCUUUUGUCACUUUUGAGCAAUCAAAGACAAAGAGCUGAAGAGCCUUCUACUAGCCAGGAUAGUAACAGGCAAAGAGUCCAACCUCAUGGACAAUCAUCUCUUCGCACAGAAAUGACCAGGUCUUUUCCUGGAUUGUUCUCAAAUCGCAGAGGCAAACGACGCUUCACAGAAACAUGUCCUGUGCCCAAGAAACAAAAACCAUUUCAGGUCAUGUUUCACCUACUGCCGACCCAAAGUGAAAGAUCACCCAGUGGUCCAGAUCAACUGCUGCAUGCACAGGCAGGAUUAGGACGCAGAACUGCCACCCUGGAUGAAAACAUGACUCAUCAGGAGCUAUGUGAUACUCUUACUGAGCUUUAUCCAAAACUUGGAGGAGUUACUGGAGGCUGGCUCCUUUAUAAAGCAGCAGGAGGGUGGGGAAUUCGAAAACUCACAAUAGUGGCACCUGCAGACUGUGGGUACACAGGCAGACUUGUGAAAGCUACCAAAGUAGGAGAGAACUCAGUCCUCUACAUAGCUCGUCUUCAGGAUGAGUUAGACACUACUCCCUUGCCUCCAUCUUCUGAAAGUUUCCGCAACAUGCCAAAGGCAGUGUGCAAGAAAUGCAACAUAUUAUACCCCCUACAAGUCCUAACUAAUCAUAUUAAGUCUUGUCCUGAUGUUGUUACGUUGGAUGAUGAUGAAGAAAAACAGGAUGAAGCCCAAGAUGAGGAAAGGGAGUACAGUGACAUCAAUGAAGUCAUGAAAAAUGAACAGGCUGUCUGUCCUAUAUGUCAAGAAAAAAUGCCCCAUGACAUCUUGGAGGUUCAUGCCAGUGAAUGUGGGGAAAGAACAAUUGAUAAUACAAUGAAUGAUACUACCGAAUUGACGUUCAUGGACAAUGAAAUGGACAAUGAAAUGAACCACAGCUCUCAAGUGACAUAUAUGAAUGAUGACUGGAAGACCCAUCCAGAUGCAGUAAGGGCUGCAUCUUUGUACACACAAGAAAUUCUCAGUCUCCACGAGACAGGGAAACCUCUUUUAAUGUCUAUGGAUUUAAGAUUGUGUGCUCAAGAUCAGGAGAGGGAACUUAUUAACUUCUACAAGCAACGAAAUGUAGAGUGGGCAUGUCCUGUUAAAUGUAAUCUUCAAGGGGACUCUGCAGUUGGUGAAGGAGUCACCAGACACUUUUUUUCAACAGUUCUUCAAAAACUGAAGUAUGGUUUCAAUUUAAAUUUGGGAAACACGGGUGUAACAUGCCUCUUUGAAGGAGAACCAGACCAUUUGGUGCCUUCUUCAGCACAGCUUCUAAUAGAAAGCGAUCUUUUCUUGGUAGCAGGAAGAAUGCUAGGCCACUCUUUUUGCAUGGUGGCCCGUGUCUUACAGGCCUCAGCAGAGCUUUUGUUCAUGUUCUGUUUCACAGCUCAUCUGAUACAGCCACUUUGCAAUUGGAGGACUGUCCAGAUAUUGAUGUACGAGAGACCAUCAGCUUUGUAUGUAUAUUAUUAUAAACUUGGUCUUGUUUGGAUGAUUUUUUUGUUGUAUUUGGAGUUUGUUUGGUGUGUAUUACUACAAUUAUUGUUGUUCAGCUCAAUGGACAAGUUUCAUUGACCGAGGACCAAUACAGUAAAGUCUUAGAACUAUGUUUGGCUUGGGAUCUUCCUGGUCCGACAGAAGAAAAUAGAAGGUGGCUUUACGAGCGCCUGCUGUCACAUGCGGUUCUUGGGAGAAGAACACGCCAAAUGAAACAAAUCAAGCAGGGACUGAAAGACACCUUUGUUUGGCCCCUACUUACUGACAGGAAGGAUGUAGUGUUAUUCCCCAAGGAAUCUGAGGACCUAUGCACCCCUGAGAUGCUACUUUCAUGUAUUGACUGGCCUAACGAAAGCAAUAAUAAUGAUGAUGAUGACGACGAGUACCCAGCUGCUACUAAGGAAAGGAUUGCUGGAUUUUUAAAGCAGUUCAUCGAGUCAGGAUCCAGCAAAGAUCUUAAAAACCUUUUGCGGUUCUGGGUCGGAUGGGAGCGGAUUGAAAAAAACAUGGCUGUGGAAGUUGUAAAAAGCGAUCUUCCACGAUCCUCCACCUGCUUUUGUAUUCUUCGACUACCAGGCCACAACACAGAGUUCCACUCCUUUUCAAAAGACUUGAUUAUGUGCAUUGGUGUUUGCAAGUAUGGUUUUGGGCUUGUGUAAUUUUUAGAUGCACAGUUUAACAUAACGUCACUGAAAGACUGUAAUCAAUGCUGUUACUGCAUUUAUCUUCUCAGGUUUUUGUUUAAGUACUUUGUUGUAGUAAGUACUUAUGUUUAAUAACAGUGAAAAUCCAGUUUACUAAGGAUUGAAAUGUUAAAAUUAUUGCAAAUUAGGAGUCAAGCAAAUACUUAGAGCAAAAAUAAUUACUUAAAUAUAUGGAAAUAAAAUAAAAAAGUAGGUUACAAAAUACUUGUAUGUUUUCUAAAAUGUACAAAACCCAUACAGUUACUAAGUACUUGAAUGGUGAAAUGUAUCCAAUUAAACGUUGUAGUUAAGCCAUACUGUUUACUUCUUGAAUAAAGUGUGCGCUAUGUGUACAGCACUUAAGAAAAACCAGAAACAAAACAACAGUUAGCAGCUUCCUUGUUCAUAUUAUGAGCCAUGAGGUAUUGAUGUUUCAAUAAUAAUAGUAGAGGUUUGCAUAAAAAAAGUGAUCAGAAUUGUUCCAAAGCUGCUUGGCAAAACUCAAGUGCUGCUAAAUAUAUGUCCCAGCCGAAAGUCUCUGAAUGUCUUUUAGGGUCUACGAUUUUUCUGAGUGCUUGCAUUUGUUCAUCCGUCAGGGGACAUACAGUUGUCGGCACAACAAUAUUAGAGUGUGCAUCAACACUCAGUCGACUGUCCUCCCAAUCAAUGUGCGGUAUGCUCAAUC
Messenger RNA from Triplophysa dalaica, 3038 nucleotides. RefSeq lists its product as uncharacterized. The transcript has 14 exons. The record is from RefSeq and is a predicted model, not a curated record. Bases 114 to 1748 code for a protein of 544 amino acids. NCBI's taxonomy places the organism in Eukaryota, Metazoa, Chordata, Actinopteri, Cypriniformes, Nemacheilidae.